UAAUGUCCCGUCACGUUGCGUCACCGCGAGCCCACUCCCGCUCACAGGUCGGGAGUUUGCACUUCUUGCGAGUUUCCAGGGCGUAUGCGGUCGGCGCGGUGGUCCUGUCGUGAUGUGUGUAGAUUACGCUUCUCUCCUUCGGGAUUGACACAGAGAAAGAGAAGAAAAGAUCGCCCGAAUGAGCCCCAAUUUUGUGUCCCGCGGGAGGUUCAGUCCCGCGGCUUUCAGGUGAGAGACGGUCUAUGAGGAGUCUACAAAUCGCCUUGUAUGUAGCAAAAUACAGUUGAGCUCUUCAUGGAGCAGCGGCAGUGUACCAUUGAUCAGCAUUUUCGAGUAAGGAAGCGAAAACAUGCAAGUCCUGAGAAAUCUUCUGGCUUUAAGGUAAACAGAGAUGUUUUGUACGAGGAAAGAUUGGACGAAUCUCCGAUAAAGAAAGGGAGCUUGGAAAGUUUUGUAGUAAUUUCAAAGAGAAGAGAUAGCCUUGGAGCCGGUCAUGUGCCAGUCUCGCAACCAGUUAAAAUCUCCAAUAAGGGGCUCAUCUCUACGGCUGGAGUAUCGGAAACUGGAGAAGGUUUUAUCGGUCUCGUUUCUCCUGAUAGCAGGAUCUCUCCAACUGCACAUGGCCCUCUUAAGUAUGAUGAAUCAACUGGCGUACCUAAAGUGGAAGGUAAAAGCCAUGGAGUCCGAUUCAGAAAAGGAGUUGGCGAACUAGAUGCAGCCAAAUUGGCUGCAGGGAAUGCUUCGUUUGAAGUCUGUAAUGGGGUUGCUCUAAAUUACGGAGAGAGGAGAGCAUCCUCGCCUGGUAUCGGCGCAGUUUAUCGUAGAAGGAAGCAAAAAGCGGAACCCGAAAUAGACGACUCGGAAGCUCCUCAACUUACUCAGUUUGCCAGUGAUUUCCUCUCUAACUUCUUCAGCGUGGUAACUUCAGCCGAUCCCCCGAAAUCUGAAACCCCUAGUGCCCAAAACUUCUCGAGAAAAAGGAAGGAAAGGCUUGAAUUGGACGAUGCCACUACCGAGAAGAAGCCUUGUCAUUACUCAAGGUUGUCGGAGGGAGGUCAAAACCUGCACUGUGAGGAGGAAACUGAAAGUAUAGCUGAACAGCUAUUGAUAACAAGGAUUGGCAGCAGUGAUGAGGACUCUGAAGAGCAGCAGAGUACAAGACUACUUGAAGGUGGUGAAGUCUCUGAGGAAUUUUUGUCAUUAACAGACAGUCAGUCUGUCUGCGCAUCACCAAUUGAAUUGAAAACUGGAUCUGAGACGAGAGUAAGGGGAACACCUCCCGAUUUGGUUCUGACGGAAGUAUUAUCCUUAGAACGUGGACAUGAAGCAAAAGCGUGUGACGAGGUUGGAAAUUCGUCGGGCAGCAAAGUGAACACCCCCGCUGUGAACUUAAAGGCUAAUUUCCAACCAAACAGCCUUGAAGGUAGACGUUUGCACACUCCACAAACCUUACUGAAAGGUCCGAGCCAUUUGAAUGCAAGUGGAGGAGUCUAUCGCAGCUCCCUUUUUUCUCCGGGUGACGAUUUCUGGGACGAAGCCAUAGAGGUUGCCGGGUCGUUACUUGCUUCGAAGAUUGUCGUUGCCGCCAGUACUCCCAGCCAAAGGGGUCUUUGUAGUCAGGUUCAAGAAGGCGAAUUUCAGGACAAGAAAACUGGAAGCAGUGGUAUUAUUCUGUCAUCCAAGGCUGGUGUAGAGUGUGAUAAGGUGUUAGCCACAGCAAAGCUGACUGUAUUGGAUGCUGCGGACGUUGAAACUCGACAUGCUGCAAAUUCCAACAUACAUGACAAGCUGCGGAUGUUGACAGAAGCAAAAGAUACAUCUGCUGUUUCGAAGGUAAAUGGGACGUCAGUUUCCAAAGUCCCAGAACAGGUAAAAGAUUUGAAGCUACAUACCAGAUCCUUUGAGGGCUUUUCGAAAACAGUAAAGGACGGAAGAGUUGGUGGCUGGCUUAAGCAUUUGGGUGCAAAGGCAGCAUCUCCUCUACCAGUACGGCAUUUUGACUUCUCUGGAAGCAAAGAAAUACACGACUUGGAAGAUUUUCCUGCCCCCUACAAAGAGGUCGAAGGUGUAGCUCAGAUAGCAUUCAAUGACAGGCCUCUUGGACUCAAUGACGAACAGAAGAUUGCUCCAUUGGAAUAUUGUCAAGAUAUUCCAAUGGUGGAGGACCAUGUUGGCCCUGGAGAUGUAAGAUUGGAUACUAAGGUAGAAAAUGGCAGUAAAUCUCUUAAAAGAUCAAACAGAAGUUCACACUUGUACAUAUCCGAGGAGGCUCAGAGGCAAGACAAUGUACAUAUUCUUGCACCGUCAGAGCGAUCAGAUCGGAGACCCGUUACAACGACCCCUGAGUCCUCGUUUGGACGCGCACUUCAGGAAAAAAGCAUGGAGCUCAAUGCUUGGCUCCCUCAGGAAGUGGCAAAUGUUUAUGCUAAGAAGGGUCUCAAGCAUCUGUACCCCUGGCAAAUGGAGUGCCUGCAAAUAGAUGGCGUUUUGGAAGGGAAAAACCUCAUAUACAGCGCUUCCACAAGUGCCGGCAAAAGUCUCGUUGCGGAGCUGUUGAUGAUCAAGCGAAUAAUAGCAACAGGAAGGAUAGCCUUGUUUGUUCUGCCAUUUGUUUCAAUCUGCAGCGAGAAGGCUGAGCAUUUGGAGGCUGUAAUGGAACCUCUUGGCAAGCGGGUCGGCUGCUACUUCGGGACACAAGGAAGUGCCACUCUGCCAAGAGAUACAUCGAUUGCUGUUUGUACCAUAGAGAAAGCAAACUCUCUUGUAAACAAACUGCUUGAAGAAGGCCGUCUCCCGGAAAUCGCCAUGAUAGUGAUCGAUGAGCUUCAUAUGGUUGGAGAUCGAGAGCGGGGCUAUCUUUUGGAGUUACUCUUGACGAAGAUCCGGUUUGCCUGCGGAGAGAUUGACAAUAUACACGAUGGGAGUCAAGAAGGCGUGGCUGUCAGAAGUUCUCCAUUUCAGAGAAACUCCAAGGGUGACUUAAGAACAGACUUACAGAUUGUGGGGAUGAGCGCAACAAUGCCAAACAUCGCAGCAGUUUCUCACUGGCUACAGGCUUCACUGUAUGUGACUGACUUUCGGCCAGUGCCCCUGGAGGAGUAUCUAAAAGUGGGCAGUGCUUUGUACAACAAAAACAUGGAAAUAGUACGGCACAUUCGCAAAGGAGCUGAUUUUGGAGGAAAAGAUCCGGAUCAUGUCGUUGAAUUGUGUCAUGAGGUUGUAAGUGAGGGAAACUCUGUACUGGUCUUCUGCUCUAGUCGCAAAGCAUGUGAGACAUCUGCUCUGCAUAUUGCAAAGUUUUUACCUCCUUUUUCGCCGGCCCAACGAGGAGCUUCAAAUGGCUUCACUUCUGGUGCUGAAGCUGUGGAAGAGCUGCGGAAGUCUGCAUCUGGCUUGGACCCAGUUCUUGCCAUAACCUUACCAGCAGGGGUAGCAUAUCACCAUGCGGGCCUCACGAUGGAAGAGCGGGAGGUGGUCGAGCAGUGCUUCAAACAAGGCGUGGUACGCGUGCUUACAGCAACGUCUACACUUGCAGCAGGGGUGAACCUACCAGCCAGAAGGGUUAUUUUUCGACAGCCUAAAGUUGGUAGAGAUUUUUUGGACGGAACGAGAUAUCGACAAAUGGCAGGACGAGCAGGACGUGCUGGUAUCGACACCAAAGGAGAAAGUGUAUUAAUUUGCAAGCCUGAAGAAGUGAAACGGAUGACCAACGUUAUUACCUCAGGCUGUGAACCUCUGCACUCCUGUCUUACUAAUGACAAGAUCGGAAUGAUGCGAGCUUUGCUGGAAGUUGUGGCUGGUGGAAUGGUGCAGACACCCCAGGACGUUCAUCGCUACGUUCGUUGCACACUUCUCAACUCCACAGAAUCCUUUGACCAUGUUGUGAAAGGUGUGCAGGAUGCCCUACGUUGGCUUUGUUCUAAAAAGUUCCUGGAAUGGUGUUCCGAGACAGAGAUGUACAGCACCACACCUCUAGGACGAGCUGCGUUUGGUAGCUCUCUGACUCCAGAGGAGUCUUUGAUCGUUUUUGAAGAUUUAGCCAAAGCUAGAGAGGGCUUUGUCUUAGCAUCAGAUCUUCAUCUAGUAUAUCAAGUGACUCCAAUUUAUGUGGAACUGGAGCCGGAUUGGUCGCUCUUCUAUUCAAAAUUUGUAGAGCUUUCACAUCUUGAGCAGGCGGUUGGCAACAGAGUGGGAGUCAUGGAGCCAUUUCUUAUGCGAAUGGCGCAUGGGGCCCCUGUGCAGUCAGGGAGCCGCUUAAAAGGAAGCGGGAAAAGUCCCAAAGCUCGAGUUGGCCUGAUUUCUCCUCAUAACUACGGAGGCAGGCAAUUGUCAAUGGACAACGUGCUACGUGUGUGCAGGCGCUUCUAUGUUGCUUUGAUGCUCUCAAAGCUUGUGCAGGAACUGCCGUUGAUGGAGGUAUCUGAUUCCUUUAAAGUGCCCAGAGGAACAGUGCAAGCCCUUCAAGCCAGUGCUGGAAGAUUUGCCGCUAUGGUGUCUGGAUUUUGUCAGAGACUCGGUUGGCACGAUUUGGAAGGCUUGGUCUCAAAGUUUCAGAGUCGUGUCUCCUUUGGAGUAAAAUCUGAAAUUGUUGAGCUGACUGAGAUACCUUUUGUGAAGGGAUCCAGAGCUCGGGGGUUAUAUAAGGCAGGCCUACGUACAAUUCAGGCUGUUGCGGAAGCCUCUAUGCCCGAGUUGGUGAAGGCUUUAAUUGACGCCACUCCCUGGGUUGCUCAAGAUGAAUCGAGAAGGAUGGUGCAGCAACGAGUCUUGAAAGGUUUAGCUCGAAAAAUCAAGUACGGAGCCCAGCGCAUAGUUGUUGAUCGAGCGGAGGAAGCUAGAAUUGCGGCUUUUUCGGCAAUGCGAGCUCUUGGUGUCGAUGUCCCUUCUCUGUCAGUUCCUGUGAAGAUGGUUGCACCCUCAAACGUUGAUGAAGAUGAAGUUCGUGAUGAGGCUGAAACUGAGCGCAGUCAUCCCCCACCUCAAGUUCAACCUGUUGCGGAUGGGGAUCAAGGUAACGGGAACUUGCAGAUAUCAGGCAGCGUCAGUGUAGUAGGAGCUCAAACUCUACGUCGAGAUGGGAUUGGUUCUCAACUAGCUGCGCCUGUCGAUGUCGACUUAAGCAUCAAAAAGAUGCUUGCGCAGGACAACAAAGAAAAAGAAGGAACAUGUAUUGACAUGGAGGAUACUAUAUCCAUAAAGAAAACUAUGCUGUCCACAGCAAAUGUUGAACCUGUAAUUCAGAAGUUCAAGGAAACUGUUUUCAUGGAUGCAUCGAGUCGCCCUUUUGGAGGAGCCGACAUAUUCAAAGAACGAAGCCCAAAGAAGGCUUCUGAUGAACCGCAAAUCGCCACUGGCAAAGUCCUUAGCGGUCCUGUAGAUGUAGAUAAAAUGGAUGGCGGUUUCGACCGUUUUUUUCAAACAUGGUUGGGAGUCGAGGAGUUUGUCUUCGAUCUUAAUUAUAAGAAUCACAGUACAGAUUCCUUAGAAGAGGAAUUUGAAAUAGUAGGAAUAGCUAUUUGCUGGGAAGGUUCUCCCGUUUAUUAUGUACAUUUGUCGGAUAUCGUGCCUAAUAAUAGUUUAAACGACGGGACAAGUGCUUUCCAGAGAGGUGAGACAACCAAAAUAGGGAUGCAAACAGAAAUGCAUAUGAUACGUUGGGACAAAGUUGGCAGUAUGCUCUGUAGAAAUAGUUUACGAAAGAUCACUUGGAACUUGAAGGACCAGUUUAGAGCUCUCCAAAGUCCUGUAGUUUCAGCUGCUGCAGAAAAAGUCGACAGUUUAAGAGUUGCGACGGUCUUUGGAAACAAGUUAGGAGACUGUGAGUUCUUUAAAAUGCCUCCACUGAAAUUACUUGAACCAUAUUUUGAUGUUCGAAUUGCUGCCUGGCUUCUAUGGCCGGACGAAGAAAGCAGUCACACCCUCACACUGGAACAGGAGGUGAAGAAAAGAUUAUCGGGUGAGGUGGCAGCCAUAGCUAGCAGAGCUGGAAGAUGGUCAAACCAGAUGGGAAGAGUUUCCCACAAUGGUUGUUGUCGUCGUGCCGCGCAGACCCGGGCUCUACAUUCUGCCUUGUGGAAACUUCUAGUUUCAGAAGGCCUGAAUCAUCCUUUAUCGAUGAUCGAGAUGCCCCUCGUUAGGGUGCUUGCAGCCAUGGAAACGUCAGGCGUAGGGAUAGAUAUGGAUGCCUGUUCCCGCACUCGCCAGGUUCUCGAGGAACGACUCAAGGAGCUUGAGGCUAGAGCACAUCAUUUGGCGGGAAAAGCGUUUUCUCUAUCUUUGCCUGCGGAUGUAGCGAAUGUGUUGUAUAAGCAUCUAAAGUUGCCUGUACCUGCGGGCUGCCCUGCUGGAAAGCACCAUCCAAGUACUAACAAACACGCCCUGGAGCUCCUAAAAGAACAGCAUCCAGUUGCAGCUGUUAUUCAAGAGCACAGAAAACUUUCAAAGUUGUUACACAGCACCCUUGGUAGUAUAAUCACUUGGGCAAAAUCUCCUCAUACGUUGGGAAGCUCAGGUCAUGUCCACCAAAUAUUUGGGCGCUGGCUUCACACAUCCACUGCAACAGGGAGGCUUGCGAUGGAGGAGCCAAAUCUUCAGUGUGUUGAGAAUACUAUAUGCCUUAUCGAAGACCAAGGGUUUCAACCGUCUAUAGAUGGAGCGACAAACUCACCCGUAGAAAUCAAGGCUCGCGAGUUGUUUGUUCCAACACAGGGAUGGGUACUCCUCUCUGCGGACUACUCGCAAAUUGAAGUUCGACUUAUGGCCCACUUUGCAGAGGAUGCUGCAAUGAUAGAUCUCUUAAGUAGACCAUCCGGAGAUUUGUUCCGGUUAAUUGCAGCACAGUGGACAGGGCAAGAGGAAGAUACCGUGAGUAUCAAACAAAGAGAGCAAACGAAGCGCUUGGUCUAUGGAAUUCUGUAUGGAAUGGGUGUUCACACGUUGGCUGAACAUCUUGACGCCAGCGUAGCAGAAGCCUCCGUGUACUUAGAUCGGUUUAAAGCUGCGUUUCCUGGAUUAUCCGCUUGGCUAAAUCAAGCCCUCAUCAACUGCCGGCAAAAAGGGUAUGUGGUGACACUCGGCGGAAGGAAACGUUUUCUGGAGAAGAUCAACACGGGUUCUUACUCUGAGCAGGCACGAGCUGGACGGCAAAGUGCCAACACAAUUUGUCAGGGGUCUGCAGCAGAUCUCAUAAAGAUGGCCAUGAUCAAAUUGCAUUCUGCUAUAUAUGGAGAUGAAGCGUCUUCAUGCAUAAAGAAGUCCAAUACAGCAGAAGGAAAUCCGUCGGACAUCAAGGGGCGAUGUCGAUUACUUUUACAGAUUCACGACGAGCUAGUCCUGGAGGUGGAAAGAACGGCUCUGAAAGAAGUGAGUGAAGUAGUACGCUCAUGCAUGGAAGGGGUCGUCAAGCUUAAAGUUCCCUUGCGAGUGAAGAUUCAGGUCGGCAGCAAUUGGGGGGCUUUGAAACCCUUGGAGAUAUGAUUCGAAGAUCCUCCGUCAAGAAAUUAUUCCAUAUCACAUUCUUUAGUUAUCAAUUGACACCAGUCGAGGUAGUCAGCUGUACAAUAAAUUGGGACCGCUGCCGUUGGAAAGUAUCUUGUAAAAUGACCGAAAGAUAGAGGACCUUUCCCUUCAAAUUACGGGAUGGGGCAAAUGGGGUGUCUCCCCACUAGUUAGUCCAAUUGUGACCACCUUGUGAAUUCCAGUUCAAAAUGGAAUUCCUCAUGGUAAUAAAAGUUCAUAAGCCGAUCUA
Molecule: messenger RNA, 7747 nt
Organism: Marchantia polymorpha subsp. ruderalis
Lineage: Eukaryota; Viridiplantae; Streptophyta; Marchantiopsida; Marchantiales; Marchantiaceae
Source: the annotation of a GenBank genome assembly